AUGUCUAAAACAAAGUACGAUAGUUUCAAAGAUUUGAGGAAGAGCAAGUAUGACUGGAAGGUUCAAGCGAGAAUACUUCAUUUCUGGAGAGGUUUCUCAAAAACCAAGCAAUCUUUCAAAAGCUUCAACAUUUUACUUGUGGAUAGUAAACGUGUACGAAUCCAUGCAUUUGUACCUGGAACUGAAGCUGAUGAGCUUGCUAAACUUCUGGAAGUGGGCAAGGUAUACUUGAUAGAGAAUUUCACAGUAAGUGAUUACACCAGCGAUGACAAAUUCCGAUGUGUAAGGAAGGAAAUACAAAUCGUGUUUGAUAAUCAAACUAAAAUCACACCUUUGGAAGAAAAAGCUGUUAAUAUUGAGAAGCAUGUGUUUGAUUUCUUUGAUCUGUCUGAUCUCAAAUCAUUGGUAAACCAACAAACUUAUCUUGCUGAUGUUAUUGGAGUUAUGGAAAAACCAAAACCUCUUGCUAAAAUAAAAAACAGACAUGGCAUCUUGCAAGACCAGAUCAAAUUUCGAAUAGCUGAUGGCAGUACAAUUGUCAAAGUUACUUUCUGGGAUGAGUUUGCAGUUAGAUUCUCAGCAGCGUUGAAACAUAAUUUUCAGUGCCCUAUUAUCAUUAUCAUUGGAAGUGCUCGAAUAACCGAGUGGUCAAACGAACCUACAAUAGCUAAUGCUUCUCCUACAAGUUUCUAUCUCAAUUGUGAUCACCGAAACGUUGCUGAGUUCAGGAAAAGGUUGUCUUCCGAAUCUUUUCCUGAUAUGAACCUUGAUUAUUCAACAAAUGCAACUCUUGAUGUUUAUAAAGUCCAAUCUAUUAAAGAGUUUAAAGAAGAUCAGAUUCUGAAGGAGGUUUUAUGCCAGGUUAAAAUCAGAAAAAUACAAAAUAUUAGCUCCUGGUUCCAAGUUUGUAUUUUUGCUUCUGAUGAUACUGGUGCAAUUGAUAUAAUGCUUGAAGAUCGUGAAGUGCGUACAGUGAUUGGAAAAUCAGUUUUCAACAUAAUUGAUGAGGGACAAAGCAAGGAAAAUCUACCAGUGAUACUGAAAAGCAUGGAAAACAAGGACUACACCAUCAAGUUGCUUAUAAAGAAGGAAAACAUAACUGAGGAUUACCCGAUCUAUAGUGCCGAAGACAUAAUGGAAGGAUUUAAAAUUGAAACUGACAGUGAUGAUGAAAGUACUCCACAUCCAAUUGAACAAAUGCAAACUCAACCAUCUGCAUCAAGCUACCAUUUGGAUUCUCUAUCUGGGAUAAGUUACACAUCAAAGAAGAGAGAGAAAUGA
Molecule: messenger RNA, 1281 nt
Organism: Daucus carota subsp. sativus
Lineage: Eukaryota; Viridiplantae; Streptophyta; Magnoliopsida; Apiales; Apiaceae
Product: replication protein A 70 kDa DNA-binding subunit E-like
Exons: 10
Coding region: 1-1281 (426 amino acids)
Source: RefSeq, a predicted model, not a curated record